This is a messenger RNA of Hordeum vulgare subsp. vulgare (domesticated barley), 3195 nucleotides long. RefSeq names its product probable mixed-linked glucan synthase 8. Gene Ontology annotation, biological process: cellulose biosynthetic process; plant-type primary cell wall biogenesis. Bases 276 to 2969 code for a protein of 897 amino acids. The record is from RefSeq and is a predicted model, not a curated record. Gene Ontology annotation, cellular component: plasma membrane; trans-Golgi network. NCBI's taxonomy places the organism in Eukaryota, Viridiplantae, Streptophyta, Magnoliopsida, Poales, Poaceae. Gene Ontology annotation, molecular function: cellulose synthase (UDP-forming) activity; mannan synthase activity. The transcript has 3 exons.
UAUCGUCCCCGCGCCAGUUGAUAGCUGCAGCCCAGCCGAUCCACCCUGUAGAACCCCGAGUGACCCGCCUUCCGAUCCCACGAACGCAGCCGACAGUCCGGUGCCGGUGUACAUCUCGCUGCGCACUCCCACUCCCGUAGCUCGUGCACCAUAUAUACACUCGCUCAGCUGCUGCUCAUCCGGUGAUCUCAUCUCACACAGCCAGUUAAAGCUAGCAUAUGUAAGCACGAUCGAGUAGCUGGCUACUGUGCAUAGCUAGGAAUUAAUCGUGGGACAUGGGUUCUUUGGCGGCAGCCAACGGGGCCGGUCAUGCGAGCAAUGGCGCCGGCGUCGCGGACCAGGCGCUGGCACUGGAGAACGGCACCGGCAAUGGGCACAAGGCCAGCGACGCCAACCGAGCGACGCCGGUACAGCAGGCAAACGGCAGCAGCAAGGCCGCGGGGAAGGUUAGCCCGAAGGACAAGUACUGGGUGGCCGUCGAUGAGGGAGAGAUGGCGGCCGCCAUAGCGGACGGCGGCGAGGACGGCCGGCGACCGCUGCUGUACCGGACGUUCAAGGUCAAGGGCAUCCUCCUGCAUCCCUACAGGUUGCUGAGCUUGAUCAGAUUGGUUGCUAUCGUCCUAUUUUUCGUAUGGCGUGUCAGGCACCCAUACGCUGAUGGCAUGUGGCUCUGGUGGAUAUCGAUGGUUGGGGAUCUUUGGUUUGGCGUCACUUGGUUGCUAAACCAAGUUGCAAAGCUCAACCCUGUCAAGCGUGUCCCCAACCUUGCGCUUUUGCAACAGCAGUUUGAUCUCCCUGACGGCAACUCCAACCUUCCUUGUCUUGAUGUCUUCAUCAACACCGUUGAUCCCAUUAAUGAACCUAUGAUAUACACUAUGAACUCCAUCAUAUCCAUCCUUGCUGCAGACUAUCCGGUUGACAAGCAUGCUUGCUACCUUUCAGAUGAUGGUGGGUCAAUAAUCCAUUAUGAUGGUUUGCUUGAGACUGCAAAAUUUGCUGCAUUAUGGGUUCCCUUUUGCAGAAAACAUUCCAUUGAGCCAAGAGCCCCUGAGAGCUAUUUUUCUUUGAAUACACGCCCAUACACUGGAAAUGCACCACAAGACUUUGUCAAUGACCGCAGACACAUGUGUAGAGAGUAUGAUGAGUUCAAGGAGCGCUUAGAUGCACUUUUUACCCUCAUUCCCAAACGGUCAGAUGUGUACAAUCAUGCUGCUGGCAAAGAAGGUGCAAAGGCAACUUGGAUGGCAGAUGGGACACAGUGGCCAGGCACAUGGAUUGACCCAGCUGAAAACCAUAAGAAAGGACAACAUGCUGGGAUCGUUAAGGUUUUGUUGAAACAUCCAAGUUAUGAACCAGAACUUGGUCUAGGAGCAAGCACCAACAGUCCUCUAGACUUCAGUGCAGUUGAUGUGCGCCUCCCAAUGCUCGUUUACAUCUCCCGUGAGAAGAGUCCAAGCUGUGAUCAUCAAAAGAAGGCAGGUGCCAUGAACGUACAGUUGCGAGUCUCUGCCCUCCUGACCAAUGCGCCCUUUAUCAUCAACUUUGAUGGUGACCACUACGUCAACAACUCGAAAGCCUUCCGUGCUGGCAUAUGUUUCAUGCUCGAUCGCCGUGAAGGUGACAAUACUGCCUUUGUCCAGUUUCCCCAACGCUUCGAUGAUGUUGAUCCCACAGAUAGGUACUGCAAUCACAAUCGUGUCUUCUUUGACGCCACCUUGCUCGGCCUCAAUGGCAUCCAAGGGCCGUCUUAUGUUGGCACUGGUUGCAUGUUCCGCCGUGUCGCACUUUACGGUGUUGACCCACCUCGCUGGAGACCUGAUGACGUGAAGAUCGUGGACAGCUCCAGCAAGUUUGGCAGUUCAGAGUCAUUCAUCAGCUCAAUACUGCCAGCAGCAGACCAAGAACGCUCCAUCAUGUCGCCACCGGCACUUGAAGAGUCUGUCAUGGCUGACUUAGCUCAUGUCAUGACUUGUGCAUAUGAGGACGGGACUGAAUGGGGCAGAGAAGUUGGUUGGGUGUACAACAUUGCAACUGAGGAUGUGGUGACCGGCUUCCGGCUGCACCGGAAUGGGUGGCGAUCCAUGUACUGCCGCAUGGAACCAGAUGCAUUCGCCGGCACCGCACCAAUCAACCUCACUGAGCGGCUCUACCAGAUCCUGCGCUGGUCGGGGGGCUCCCUUGAGAUGUUCUUCUCGCACAACUGCCCACUCCUGGCUGGCCGCCGCCUCCACCCAAUGCAAAGAAUUGCCUAUGCCAACAUGACAGCCUACCCAGUUUCAUCUGUCUUUCUUGUGUUCUAUCUCCUCUUCCCGGUGAUAUGGAUCUUCCGUGGGCAAUUCUACAUACAGAAGCCAUUCCCCACGUAUGUGUUGUACCUCGUCAUCGUCAUAGCCCUGACCGAGUUAAUCGGUAUGGUUGAGAUCAAGUGGGCUGGGCUCACGCUGCUGGACUGGAUCCGCAACGAGCAGUUCUACAUUAUUGGUGCAACAGCCGUGUACCCUACAGCAGUAUUUCACAUAGUGCUGAAGCUGUUUGGCCUGAAGGGUGUUUCAUUCAAGCUGACGGCAAAACAGGUAGCAAGCAGUACCAGCGAUAAGUUUGCUGAACUGUAUGCCGUGCAGUGGGCUCCGAUGCUGAUCCCUACCAUGGUGGUUAUAGCGGUGAAUGUUUGUGCCAUUGGCGCAUCGAUAGGCAAGGCGGUAGUGGGAGGAUGGUCACUGAUGCAGAUGGCCGAUGCAGGACUUGGGCUGGUGUUCAACGCGUGGAUUCUGGUGCUGAUCUACCCGUUUGCACUGGGCAUGAUUGGACGGUGGAGCAAGAGGCCCUACAUCCUGUUCAUUCUGUUUGUCAUUGCGUUUAUUUUGAUCGCAUUGGUGGAUAUCGCCAUCCAGGCCAUGCGGUCUGGGAUUGUUCGGUUCCACUUUAAAAGCUCAGGUGGCGCCACUUUUCCCACAAGCUGGGGUUUGUAAGUUCCUCCCUUUGCUGGGAAGUUCCUUUUCCUUUGUGGUGUGGGUUUUUUCUUUUUUCCUUUUCUUGUUAUUGCAUAUAUAGACCAUUUGUGGUGUGAAUCAUAUAUAGGCUGUACAAGUUUGUGGAAAUAAUGUAAAAUUGGCCAUUUGCCUGGAAGAAAAAGAGAUGUGGCAAAGCAACAGCUGUAGUAUAUUGGAUAUAAUGUUGAGGAUGCCUGGAAGUAUA